This is a messenger RNA of Aaosphaeria arxii CBS 175.79, 2553 nucleotides long. RefSeq names its product glycoside hydrolase family 3 protein. Gene Ontology annotation, molecular function: beta-glucosidase activity. Bases 1 to 2553 code for a protein of 850 amino acids. Gene Ontology annotation, biological process: glucan catabolic process. The transcript is spliced from 5 exons. The record is from RefSeq and is a predicted model, not a curated record. NCBI's taxonomy places the organism in Eukaryota, Fungi, Ascomycota, Dothideomycetes, Pleosporales.
AUGGCUAUCGACAUUGACAAUCUAGUCGCGCAACUCACGCUGGAAGAAAAGAUUUCAUUUCUUGCCGGCAAAUCAACAUGGCGUACUGCAGAGGUGGAUCGCAUUGGCAUACCUAACAUAAAGUUAUCUGAUGGCCCUUCAGGAGCUCGAGGUGAAAUUUUCGGAGAAGGCGUGCCUGCUGCCUUUCUACCAUCUGGCGUCAGCCUUGGUGCAACAUGGGAUGUUAAUAUCCUUCGAGAGAUGGGCGAAUUGUUGGCCGAAGAAACCAAGUCCAAGUCUGCAUCUGUCCUUCUUAGCCCUACAAUUUGCCUGGCCCGGAAUCCUCUAGGUGGUCGCAACUUUGAAGCCUAUGGAGAUGACCCAUUCCACUCCGGCAAGCUUGCUACUGCUCUGGUGCAAGGAAUACAAUCGCAGGGUAUCGGAGCUACAUUGAAGCAUUACGUCGGGAACGAUUCAGAGCUCGAUCGCUUUCAUGGCAAUAGAGUUAUCCCAACCCGUGCACUAAGGGAAUGUUACUUGAAGCCUUUUCAGAUGGCUGUUCGAGAUGCUGAUCCAUGGUGUAUGAUGACCGCGUAUAACAAAGUCAAUGAUCACCACUGUGAUAGCUCCCGCGAGCUGUUAACUGAUAUCGCCCGCAAAGAAUGGGGAUGGAACGGUCUGUUUAUGAGUGACUGGGGAGGUACUACAUCGGUAGGGCCCUCCAUACAGGCAGGUCUUGAUCUAGAGAUGCCUGGACCGCCAUCUAAGAGAACACUCGAGGCAGUAAUGGCUCUCAUCAAGGCAGGAGAGGUGGAAAUCAGCCAGAUUGAUGAAUCAGCAAGGCACCUACUUGGUCUUCUGGAAAGAAGCGGCCGUUUUGAAAACCCAACGGAUAACGGUGAGGUCUGUUUGAACAAGCCAGAACAAGCUGCGAAGCUUCGUCAUGCAGCGAGCGCAGGCAUCGUUCUACUGAAAAAUGAGAACAAUGCGUUACCAAUCCGACCAAAUGAUGAAUUUAAGAAGAUUGCUAUCGUCGGCCCCAAUGGCGAAAGGAUCGUCGCAGGCGGUGGAGGAAGUUCCUACAUCAAAGCGCCUUACUGGACUUCGGUGCUUAACAGUAUCAAAGACCGUUUCGGGGGAUGUAAGACUGAAAUUGCCCAUCAUUCUGGCGCACAGGUUAACCGUUAUGUCCCGACUUCCCCCUCAACGCAAUGUCGAGACCCGGACACAGGAAUAGGGGGAGGUGCGGUUGAUUGGCGGCAUGGGCACGAACACGAUGACCUCUAUUUUAUGUCUUUCGGUGACCGCCCGCGCGAGAUACCGAAUGAUUACGACUUCAACUUUGCCGUCCGUACGAUCCUCAAGCCAAAAACUACUGGUCUCCACCGCGUAUCGCUGGCAAGUAUUGGUCCCUCGAAGUUGUAUGUUGAUGGCAAAGAGGUGCUGUCCGAAGGUGGCGAGCUACGUGAAGAUGCAACACUAUUCUUCACCUAUGGUUCCCCGGAAACCAUUUGCGAUAUUCACUUAAACGAAGGCCAAGAGUAUCAGAUUCGUAUCAACGGUCAUUCACACGACCGACAGCUCGACCGAUCACUAGAUGAGCGCAUACGGCCAAUGGAGAAUAAGUUCGCCGGGAUUCGAUUUGGAUACCAAGAAUUUGAGACAUCGGAUCUUCCGUCUGAGGCUGCACAGGUAUGUCGCGACAGCGAUGUCUCCAUUGUUGUUGUUGGCCGAGACAAGGAAUGGGAGACUGAGGGUCAAGAUAUCCCUCAGUUUGAGCUACCCGGCGAGCAAUGUCGAUUGAUCGAGGAGGUCGCAAACGUAUGUCCGCGGACCAUAGUUGUUGUUCAAGCUGGGACGCCUGUGAAGUUGGAACCUUGGAUACAUAAAGUGCAGGGACUUCUCUAUACCUGGUACCAAGGGCAGGAACUUGGAAACGCUGCAGCAGAUGUUCUUUGCGGUCUGUUCAAUCCCAGCGGGAGGCUACCGGUUGUUUACCCUCAGCGCAUUGAGCACAGUCCUGGUACAAUGAACCCAUUGGAACCCGGUGCUGAUACGUCCAGCCUCUAUGCUGAAGGUAUUCAUAUAGGCCACCGGUACCUGGAUUUUCUGAGAUUGGAGCCAAUGUUUCCCCUGGGCUAUGGCCUCUCGUAUUCGUCAUUCGAGCUCAAGGACGUGAAGAUCGCCAGGUCUUUGCUAACCCCAGAGCAAUCCCUCAAAGUGCAACUUAGGGUCAAAAAUACCGGUGGAAAUGAGAUCCCCACCGCCGAGACCAUUCUCGCUUUCUUCUCGCCAGCCUCACCCCCACCACUCAGCAUGCCGUUGAAAACUCUUUGUGGAUUCACGAAGACCCCGAAACUUCAAACUGCACAGGAAUGUGAAGUAGAAAUAGAUAUCGAUGCAUAUAGCAUGGGCAUAUAUGAUCCUUUGCUCAAGCAAUGGAUCGUACCUUCAGGUGUCAAAUUCGACAUAUUGGUAGGAAAGAAUUCUAGGGACGCAAGCUGGGUUGGUCAGGUUGAAGUUCAGCAAACAAUCACUUGGGUGCAUCGGAUCACAUCCGAUAGCACCAAGUGA